AAAUCACAACACACUAUAAACACGAUACAUAACACUACAGGGCGGCUGCAACUAUGGGAAGACGCUUGCCUAAUAAACCUACCGUCGAGCUGGGAACUGGUGCUGGUCUACCGGCGCAUUUGCGCCCACGAGCUGUAACGGAUCCGCUGUCUACACUCUCUAAACCUUUCAAGAUACCAUUUAAGACGCGGUCGAGUGCGAUGACUAAUACCGGGAAGGCAGUGCGUUCUGCGCGUCUCAAGGGCCCCAAGUCGUACUUUGUUGGCUCACUUGAGGGAGACGGUCAGGAGAACGAUGUUGUGGCAUUUGAUGGUAGCAUAAUCCAAAGAAAGAAGAAUGCGCUACGGCGUAUCGCCACAGAUGAUGUUGUGGAAACCACGUUGAAAAGGUCGUUCACGAGCCCGUUGACGAUUAAGGGCCCUAACCACGGCACUCCGCCACCACCCUUGGGUACAAAGAGGAAACCUGUGAUGGUUCCGAGACCCCUACACGAUCCGUCUGAUGAGACCGCUAUCGUUCUUUAUGACCCCACGGUUGAGAAGAUCAUAAGUGAUGACGAUCUAGAAGCUUUGGAUAAGGCCAUAGCUUUGGCUAAGGCCCGUGACGAAGGUAAGGAGAUCGUUGAAAAUGAGCUAGAACAGGAAGAUCGCCCUUCCAAAAGGCGUAACGUUCAUAAAUCUUUGAAUGAGAUACUAGGUAUCUCCAAAGACCCGAACGAAGCGGAGAAGAAAUACCCUGACGUGCCCGUUGUUAUUGAUCCAAGAUUGACCAAGAUUCUACGGCCACAUCAAGUUGAAGGUGUAAAGUUUCUCUUCCGUUGUGUGUCUGGCUUAAUCGAUCCUAGAGCGAAAGGUUGCAUCAUGGCUGAUGAAAUGGGUUUGGGUAAGACGCUCCAGUGUAUAUCUCUAAUGUGGACACUAUUGAAGCAAGGCCCUAGAGGUAAAAAGUCAAUAGAUAAGGCAAUCGUUGUGUGUCCUUCGUCGCUUGUGAGAAAUUGGGCAAACGAAUUGGUUAAGUGGUUAGGUGAGGGGGCUUUAACACCAUUGGCAAUCGAUGGUAAAUCGACCAAACCAAACGAAGUUGCAUCCAGUAUUCAGCAAUGGUCAUUAGCGAAGGGAAGAAAUGUGGUUAGACCAGUGCUAAUUAUUUCAUACGAAACUUUGAGAAGAAAUGUUGAUCAUUUGAAAGGCUGUGAAGUUGGCUUAUUACUUGCAGAUGAGGGACAUCGUUUGAAAAACGGAGAUUCGCUAACCUUCACUGCUCUAGAUUCGUUGAACUGCAAGCGUCGUGUCAUCUUAUCUGGUACUCCAAUCCAAAACGAUUUAUCGGAAUACUUUGCUUUGUUAAGUUUUGCAAAUCCCGGGUUAUUAGGUACAAGGGCAGAUUUCAGAAAGAACUUUGAACUUCCAAUCUUGAAAGGACGCGAUGCAGAUGCAACUGAUAAGGAAGUUCAUGAGGGAGAACAAAAAUUGAGUGCGUUAUCAGGCAUCGUUUCCAAAUUCAUCAUCAGAAGAACAAAUGAUAUUUUGUCCAAGUAUUUACCAUGCAAGUACGAGCAUGUUAUAUUUGUUAACCUUUCACCUUUCCAAAGGAGUCUAUAUGAACAUUUUAUCACAAGUCCCGAUAUUAAGAAACUCUUGCGAGGUGUUGGAUCGCAGCCUUUGAAGGCCAUUGGUCUUUUGAAAAAACUCUGUAACCAUCCAGAUUUGUUAAACUUGGAGGAAGAAUUUGAAGGUUGUGGUCAUUUAAUCCCAGAUGACUAUGUCAACUCCAUCACUGGUGGUGGUCGUAACAGAGAGGUCCAGACCUGGCUUUCUGGUAAAUUUGCCAUCUUGCAGAGAUUCCUUGCCAAGAUUAGACAGGAAUCUGAUGACAAAAUCGUGCUUAUUUCAAACUAUACCCAGACAUUGGACCUAAUUGAAAAGAUGUGCAGAAAUAACAAGUAUGGAGUUUUAAGAUUAGAUGGCACGAUGAACAUAAACAAGCGUCAGAAAUUGGUUGAUAGAUUCAACGAUCCUGAAGGACCCGAGUUUGUGUUUUUGUUGAGUUCCAAAGCAGGUGGUUGUGGAAUCAACUUGAUUGGUGCCAAUAGAUUGAUCUUGAUAGACCCUGAUUGGAACCCCGCAUCGGAUCAACAGGCAUUAGCCAGAGUAUGGAGGGAUGGUCAGAAGAAGGAUUGUUUCAUUUACAGAUUUAUUACCACUGGGUCGAUUGAGGAAAAGAUCUUCCAAAGACAAAGCAUGAAGUUGUCAUUGUCUUCAUGUGUUGUUGAUGAAAAAGAGGAUGUGGAGAGAUUGUUCUCCACUGAUAAUCUUCGUCAGUUAUUCUUAUUUGAUCAGAAGACUAUCUGUGAUACUCACGAUUCGUUUAAAUGCUCGAGGUGUGAGCCAACUAGCGGUAAACAACUACGUCGUGCAGACGUGAUGUUAUACGGUGAUGCCACAACGUGGAACCAUAUCAAUCAUGAAGGAUUGCCGCGGACAAAUGAUCACUUGUUGAAAAACGAAGCACAAUUUGAAGAUAUCAGUUACGUGUUCCAAUACAUAUCGCAUGUAUAA
Messenger RNA from Williopsis jadinii, 2558 nucleotides. It is a transcript of the gene RAD54, whose product is annotated as DNA-dependent ATPase RAD54. The record is from RefSeq and is a predicted model, not a curated record. Gene Ontology annotation, biological process: double-strand break repair via synthesis-dependent strand annealing; reciprocal meiotic recombination. The transcript has a single exon. The coding region runs from base 54 to 2558 and encodes 834 amino acids. NCBI's taxonomy places the organism in Eukaryota, Fungi, Ascomycota, Saccharomycetes, Phaffomycetales, Wickerhamomycetaceae. Gene Ontology annotation, cellular component: nucleus. Gene Ontology annotation, molecular function: ATP binding; DNA translocase activity; hydrolase activity, acting on acid anhydrides.